Molecule: messenger RNA, 1986 nt
Organism: Corticium candelabrum
Lineage: Eukaryota; Metazoa; Porifera; Homoscleromorpha; Homosclerophorida; Plakinidae
Product: collagen alpha-2(IX) chain-like
Cellular component (GO): extracellular matrix
Source: RefSeq, a predicted model, not a curated record
AUGGAAGGUCCAGUUGGCCGACAAGGUCUUCCUGGUCGUGUUGGCCCAGCAGGUCAGAAAGGGUCAAUUGGUCUGUCUGGUGAGAAGGGUGUACCUGGAGUGAGAGGCAAGGCUGGACCGAAAGGAGAAAAAGGCAACAUUGGAUUGCGAGGUUCUGUUGGAUUGAAAGGAGAACGAGGUGACGUAGGACCAAAAGGUGAAAAUGGAGUAAAAGGAGAAGUUGGUCGUAAAGGAGAUCAAGGCAUUCGAGGUCCAGUGGGUCCAAGAGGUUUAGAAGGAGUUAGAGGAUUUCCUGGAUCCAAAGGAGAGGUAAGUUUAGUUUACUGUUUAUUACCAGAGGCCUGGAUAUCCAGGCUAAUCAUAAGCAAUGAUGUCAUGUGUGGAGCAUGUGAAGUCUAUUGUAUUGAAGUAACAACAGGUUACUGCGCAUUGCAGCUCUUUGUUCUCUACAAGAUGGCAGCACAUUUUGUUGUGGAAAUUGUGCUGUUAUUUUCAUGGCUUCAAGUGAUCUUUUGUGUUGAGAAAUCAUCAGCAGUCUCUUGUGAUGCAGCUGUUGUUACUGGUCCUCGAGGUCUUCCUGGUCCUGUGGGUCAGAGAGGCAUGCCUGGGGUACCAGGAACACAAGGCUUGUCAGGCUUACAAGGUUUACCAGGAGCAUUUGGAAAGACGGGAGAUCCAGGUCCUGUCGGCGUACAAGGUCUUCCUGGUCGUGUUGGCCUAGCAGGUCAGAAGGGGUCAAUUGGAUUGCAAGGUGAGAAGGGUGUACCUGGAGUGAGAGGCAAGGCUGGACCGAAAGGAGAAAAAGGCAACAUUGGAUUGCGAGGUUCUGUUGGAUUGAAAGGAGAACGAGGUGACGUAGGACUAAAAGGUGAAAAUGGAGUAAAAGGAGAAGUUGGUCGUAAAGGAGGUCAAGGUAUUGAAGGUCCAGUGGGUCCAAGAGGUUUAGAAGGAGUUAGAGGAUUUCCUGGAUCCAAAGGAGAGAAAGGUUCACAAGGUUUGCAAGGCAUUCCUGGAUUAACUCCACUUUCUGAAAUAAAGAAACUUGAAAGUUUGGUAACAAGAUUGUACAAUGAACUGAAGGUUCCCAGGGUGUCUGUUGGUGAUGAAGCUGGUACAUGCAACAUGAGCACAUCAGGUUAUUUGUUCUACCACAAUACUAAGAAAUCUCUGCUGUUUUGUGAUUCUGAGCAGUGGGUUGAGAUAUCAUCAAAAUCGAAACCAUAUAAAUCUUGUUCUGCAGGUGAACAUAAGAUCAACUCUCUUCAAUUUGUGCAGAAAGUCAACUCUCUGUCACCUGUAAAGGUUUAUUGUGAUUAUUCUGUGAUCUCUAGUGGGUGUGCACUUGUGUGGAAACACUCAUAUUUUCAAGUUGGAAAUCCAACUGAUGACAUGCGUACUUUCAAUUCAGUCGAUCGUCCAUGUACUGAUCUGUCUGAUGGUUGGUGUAAUGUGGGUAACAAGGAUAAUGUUCCUGGUAAUGUUCAAUUGACAGUUGCUUAUCACGAAGGAGAAGUUGUGUAUGCAUAUCGUGGUGAUCGUAAUUCUGAACUGGGAAAGUCAUGGCGUGGAGCAAUACUCAACAAUCCAGUCAAAAUUACAGAUCAUUGCACAGAAGGAAAUGGGAUUCCUCCAGAGCCAAGUAUUCGUUCAAAUGGAAUACCGGGAUUGACAUUUGACAAAUGGAAUCCUGGUGUAUACACUGGUAAUGAUACAGAUACAUACAAAACUAUGUAUGACUGUCGUUGGGAGAAUUGUCUCUUACCUUCAUCUAUCUCAUCCAAAACAAAUCAUGUACAAAUGACAGUUGCUAUAUUUCUUUGUUGACUUUGCACACAGCACUUUAUGGGGUAGUUGCAUGUUGAUCUUGUUUGCAUUGUAUGAAAUGUAACAUCUAGUAUUGUGAACCUUUGUCUUUCUUGUCAGCACUUCACAGCAUCAUUUGCUUUUGUUGUGUUUCUGAUUUCCAACCAUAAAAGUUCAUUACGU